Messenger RNA from Penicillium coprophilum, 957 nucleotides. RefSeq names its product putative short-chain dehydrogenase/reductase family protein. The transcript has a single exon. NCBI's taxonomy places the organism in Eukaryota, Fungi, Ascomycota, Eurotiomycetes, Eurotiales, Aspergillaceae. Bases 1 to 957 code for a protein of 318 amino acids. The record is from RefSeq and is a predicted model, not a curated record.
AUGGGUUUUCUUUAUUCACAAUUCUUCGUUACUCCCAAGUAUCCAACAGAGUCUUUCGCCGAUCAGACAGUGCUCAUCACCGGCGCGAAUGUCGGCUUAGGGCUAGAAGCUGCACGUCAUGUCACGCGACUAGGCGCAGCAAAAGUCAUCCUAGGUGUUCGAAAUGUGACUGCAGGCAACGCUGCAAAGGAGGAAAUUGAGAAUUCUACCGGUCGCCCGGGCGUCUGUGAAGUAUGGGAGGUCGAUCUGGCUUCCCACGCCUCGGUCCUUGCGUUUGGUGACCGCGCCUCAAAGCUCCCCAGGCUGGACGUAGCCAUCCUCAACGCAGCGAUUGCCACACAGAAUUUUAGCAUUGCCGAAGGCUAUGAGCAAAGUGUCACUGUCAAUGUCAUCAACAGUCUAGCCCUCGGCCUGCUCCUCCUGCCAAUCUUGAAAGCCACACGACGAAAGAACACGUCGCGCACGCCGCGACUUAGCUUCGUUGUCAGUGAGGUGCACGCAUGGGUGAAAUUCCCAGAGUGGAAGGAAGAUGAGCCGAUGAAGUUCGUCAGCGACCAAGCAAGAGCCAAGAUGGGCGAGCGGUACCCAUUAUCGAAGCUACUCGAGGUGCUUCUUGUACAGGCACUCGCAGACCGGGUGCGUGAAUCUGAGGUGGUCGUCAAUAUGCUCAACCCUGGUCUCUGCCACUCACAGCUGGGGCGGGAUUCUGGCUUUUGGCUCACACUAUUGAAGAUGGUGAUGGCGCGAUCCACUGAGGUCGGAUCUCGAACCCUGGUGGCGGGCGCAGUGGCUGGACAGGAAAGCCACGGCGCAUAUAUGACAGAUGGGCUCGUGGACAACGCUGCGCUUUCACCUUUUGUCCGCAGUGAUGAGGGGCGUCAAGCCCGUGAGAAACUAUGGGCUGAGCUGUCGUCGAUCCUUGAGCGUGUGUAUCCUGGAAUUAUGCAGAAUGUGUGA